AGUACGGCCCUGACGCUUCAGAGCAUACACCACAUCCAUAGCAGUGACGGUCUUGCGCUUGGCGUGUUCAGUGAAGAAGCGCAUCGUUACCGUCCGGGAACGGUGGCCCUCCGAGAAAUCCGUCGCUACCAGAAGUCGACCGAGCUGCUCAUCCGCAAGCUGCCCUUCCAGCGCUUGGUGCGUGAGAUCGCCCAGGACUUCAAGACUGAUCUCCGCUUCCAGAGCUCAGCCGUGAUGGCGCUGCAGGAAGCCAGCGAGGCGUACCUGGUUGGUCUGUUCGAAGACACGAAUCUGUGCGCCAUCCACGCCAAGCGCGGUCACCAUCAUGCCCAAGGACAUCCACUGGCCCGUCGCAUCCGCGGAGAGCGUGCCUAA
Molecule: messenger RNA, 375 nt
Organism: Anopheles merus
Lineage: Eukaryota; Metazoa; Arthropoda; Insecta; Diptera; Culicidae
Product: histone H3.3-like
Exons: 2
Cellular component (GO): nucleosome
Molecular function (GO): DNA binding; structural constituent of chromatin; protein heterodimerization activity
Source: RefSeq, a predicted model, not a curated record